AUGAAAGGAGUUAAAGCUUCUGCACUAAUACUGUAUGUAUUAUGUUGUAUCGUACGGUCCAAAAGUGAUGGAGACCAACCUGCAACAUGUAAAGCAGGAGAAAUUUUAGGAACAAGAGAUGUGGACAACGCUGACGCAGAAUUGAAUGCCUUUAAUCAACUUGUAAAGCCUAUUUUGAUCCCAAGAAUGCCAGACACGGAGGGCAGUGCAACAGUCAGAAAUUAUCUCGUAAGUAAGCUUAAGGCCCUGAAUUGGCAUAUUGAGGAGGAUGUGUUUCAAGACGUGACACCAUACGGCACCAAUACAUUCACGAACGUCAUAGCAACACGGGAUCCUAGAAAAUCGAAGAAAAUGGUACUGGCUGCCCACUACGAUUCUAAAAACAUAACAGACAGAAAUGGAAACGUCUUCAUUGGAGCUUCAGACUCAGCAGUGCCCUGUGGGAUAUUAUUAGAUACAGCUGUCCAUCUGCAUCGUUUGUUAACGAGGUCCCGGAAAUAUAAGUAUCAAUAUAUUACCCCACAGAUCGUGUUCUUUGAUGGAAAAGAGGCUUUCAAGUUUUGGACAGACAGAGAUUCCAUUUACGGAGCAAGACACCUUGCAAAGAAAUGGGAAGAAGAGAAUGUAUUACCAAAUGUAAAACUCUUUGUUUUGUUGCAUUUGAUUGGAACAAGCGAUGUACAAUUUGUCAACUUUUUCAAACAAACGACAAAGGCUUUUAAACUCUUAGCAAAAAAAGAACGAUACCUCAAAAAGAAGAGACUCCUGCAUUAUAAUGAAAUAACUCUAUUUAAUAAGCAUCCAAAUUUUGAAAGUGGAAUUGAAGACGACCACAUUCCUUUUUUACACAAAGGGGUACCAAUCCUUCAUCUGGUAUCGGCACCAUUCCCAAGCGUAUGGCACAAAAUGACUGAUGCUGCUGCACACAUAGACUAUUACACAACCCUAGAUUUCAUCAAAAUAUUCCGUCUUUUCGUUGCCGACUAUUUACAGCUUUAUACCAUUCUCAAUUACCGCAGAUAAACAUAAAAAUAAAUUAAUUUGGG
Saccostrea cuccullata (small rock oyster) is the source of this 1046-nucleotide messenger RNA. RefSeq names its product glutaminyl-peptide cyclotransferase-like. The transcript has a single exon. The coding region runs from base 1 to 1023 and encodes 340 amino acids. Gene Ontology annotation, molecular function: glutaminyl-peptide cyclotransferase activity; zinc ion binding. NCBI's taxonomy places the organism in Eukaryota, Metazoa, Mollusca, Bivalvia, Ostreida, Ostreidae. The record is from RefSeq and is a predicted model, not a curated record.